Molecule: messenger RNA, 888 nt
Organism: Propithecus coquereli (Coquerel's sifaka)
Lineage: Eukaryota; Metazoa; Chordata; Mammalia; Primates; Indriidae
Gene: SULT1B1
Product: sulfotransferase family, cytosolic, 1B, member 1
Exons: 7
Coding region: 1-888 (295 amino acids)
Biological process (GO): sulfation
Cellular component (GO): cytoplasm
Molecular function (GO): sulfotransferase activity
Source: RefSeq, a predicted model, not a curated record
AUGGACAACAUGCAGAAUGUCUUCAGGAGGGAGUUAGUGGACGUCCAGGGUAUUCCUCUCUUCUGGGGCACAGCUGAGGAGUGGUCCACGGUAGAGUCACUUGAGGCCCAACCAGAUGAUCUUCUGAUCUCCACCUAUCCCAAAUCUGGAACAACCUGGAUCAGUGAAAUACUGGAUUUGAUCUAUAACAAUGGGGACGCAGACAAAUGUAAACGGGAUGCCAUAUACAACCGAGUGCCUACCAUAGAACUUAUAAUUCCUGGAAUCAUAAGUGGUGUUGAGCAGUUGAAAAACCUGCAGUCUCCUAGAUUGGUGAAAACACACCUACCUGUUCAACUUCUCCCUUCUUCAUUUUGGAAGAAUGAUUGCAAGAUGAUCUAUGUGGCACGGAAUGCCAAAGAUGUGGCCGUGUCUUACUAUUAUUUCUACCAGAUGGCAAAACUGCAGCUCGAGCCUGGGACUUGGGAAGAGUUCCUGGACAAAUUCAUGACUGGAAAGGUGGCUUUUGGUUCUUGGUAUGACCAUGUGAAGGGCUGGUGGGAGAAGAAGAAAGAUUAUCGUAUCCUUUACCUAUUUUAUGAAGACAUGAAAGAGAACCCAAAGUAUGGAAUUCAGAAGCUGUUAAAGUUUCUAGAGAAAGACAUGCCAGAAGAAAUUGUGAAUAAAAUUCUCUAUCACAGCUCUUUUGAUGUGAUGAAACAGAACCCUAGUGCAAAUUAUACCACUGUGACAAAGGAGGGGAUGGACCAUUCUGUGUCUCCUUUUAUGAGAAAAGGUAUUUCAGGAGACUGGAAGAAUCAAUUCACUGUAGCCCAGUAUGAGAAAUUUGAAGAAGAUUAUAAAAGGAAAAUGAAAGGGUCCACACUGCAGUUUCGAUCAGAAAUCUAA